GCGACAUGAAGGCAUCCAUGAAAAGGUAAUGGAAAUUCUGCACGAAAAGUGCGAGGUAUUGGCGUGUUUUCAGCGUGAACUUCAACGCCGCAGCGUCUCCCUUUGACUGAAUCCACCCAGUUCUAGCGUUGUCCAGGGCUGCAUUUGAUUAUUUCGACUUCAGCUUAUCGAUUCAGCAUGUGGGUUCCUCUUUGAUUCCGCCGUGUGCUUCGAUUACGUCUUGCAUUGGGCGCUUGUGGCACGGCAGGGCAGAGUGGGUUUGGCUCUGGAUGGAUUGGAGGCUGCAGGAGGAGCUCAGGAAUGUGGAUGUCAAGGUGCGGAAAUUCCUUGCGGGAGGUUGGCGAAGUGUUGGGUAGCAUUGACAGAGAGGGGUAGAGAAGCGCAAGGUGAUUGGACCGAGCAGGUGGGAUGAGCCAGACCGAGAAUGGGGCGAGGAGAAGGAGCAAUAGGCGAGGCGUGGGUAGAGAGAUGGAGGACGAAGAGGAAGGUCCUGUGCUGCGAGCCAAAGUGAAGCACCUUGCUCAGCUCGUGCGAGAGUCCAAGUAUGCCGUGGUGUACACAGGAGCAGGCAUUUCUACAGCAGCAGGUAUUCCGGAUUUUCGUGGCCCAUCCGGUGUCUGGACCCUUCAAGCCAAGGGUAAAGUAGUUGCCGAACCAGACUUCACCAAGCUAAAUCCAACGUUGACCCACUAUGUUUUGAGAAGUUUCAUAGAGAGAGGCCACUUCCAUUAUAUUGUUACACAAAAUAUUGACAGUUUGCAUCUCCGAAGUGGUGUACCAUCAGAAAAGCAAAGUGAGCUUCAUGGGAAUUACUCUUUGGAAACCUGUCCACUUUGUGAUGCCCGUUACUUUAGAUCACAUGCAGUGUGGAAAGGGUUGACAACUCCCACCAAAAAUCCUUCAACAGCUCGUAAGGACUUGAGGCAAGGCUCGACACAGGGUGAUGAUAAGCCACAGAGGUCCAACAAGAGGCAAGUGCGCAAUAUCGAUCAUAGAACCGGGCGUUUAUGUGAAGCCGACGGCUGCGCAGGAGAGCUAGAGAGCUCGGUGGUUCUCUUUGGAGAAAGCUUGCCGGCGAAAGAAGUGAACUCAGCUUGGGACCAUACAUACAAGGCUGAUCUUGCGCUUGUUCUGGGGUCCAGUUUGAAAGUAGGACCUGCUUGUGACAUGCCUGCACAAGUGGGCAAGAACGGCGGAAAACUUGUUAUUGUUAAUUUACAGCAUACGCCGUUUGAUGGACGAGCUUCUCUGGUGAUUCAUGCGCGUUGUGACGAUGUCUUACGAUUACUUGCUGAGGAACUAGACCUUUCAGAACAGAACCCAUCACUUGUCUCCUCAAACCGGGCUCUGGAACAUGACGUAGGUGUGCAUGAAGACAUGUCUUCUGAAUGUUAUGACCAGAAACUCGAAGAAUUUGAACGGAGUUUUAUGGUGCAAACGACAAGUUUUGCUCCUCGCACUUAGCGUCCUCACUUUCUACUAUUUAUAACUUAGUUUUAUACCACAGCUUAAACUUACAUUGGUAGUGUAGAGUACUGUGCCGACCAUUGUGAAACACAUCACUUAUUUCAGGAUGUUUCACAUGUAAAUUACAUGUUGCGAGAACAAAUGGUUAGUGUUCUGAAGAAUUGAUUUACUUAGGAAUUUUUUCAAUGUAUCACUAUUAUGUUCAGUGCUUCACAAUCAAUGUCGGUCCACUUUGUGCGAUACUCAUAA
Physcomitrium patens is the source of this 1716-nucleotide messenger RNA. Its product is annotated as NAD-dependent protein deacetylase SRT1. Gene Ontology annotation, cellular component: nucleus. The record is from RefSeq and is a predicted model, not a curated record. Lineage: Eukaryota; Viridiplantae; Streptophyta; Bryopsida; Funariales; Funariaceae. Gene Ontology annotation, molecular function: histone deacetylase activity, NAD-dependent; NAD+ binding.